GAAAACAGGUACAGAUAAGCCAACGUCGGUCAUUAGGUUCCGUUACAAAGGCAGAAUCUACAUCCUCAGCAAGUCAGUCUGGAGGUGAAAGUGUAGGAAGGCGGGUGCGUGACGCUGCUGGUAGACAGACGGCAAAAUGGGCAAAAAGCACAAGUUUUAUGAGAAAGGCAAAAAGAGGCGCCGUGAUGAUCUCCCAGUUGAUGAAGAGGAAGGUAUGGAGCUGGAGGGCAUUCCAAAGGCAUCAACGGAGAAUGUUGAGGAGGAAGGUGACCAGAAAACUACCAAAGAUCAGUAUGGUGCCUUUGACUAUCGGCCACACAUGAAACUGAAAGAUGAUCAUACGUCACGACCUCUUUGGAUUGCUGCCAAUGGCCACAUCUUCUUGGAGUCCUUUUCUCCUGUCUACAAGCAUGCCAAGGACUUCCUCAUCACCAUUGCUGAGCCUGUCUGUCGGCCUGAACACGUCCAUGAGUACAAGCUGACUGCCUACUCCUUGUAUGCAGCAGUUAGUGUUGGGUUAGAGACACAUGACAUCAUAGAGUACCUAAAAAGACUGUGUAAGACAUCCCUGCCUCCUGGUAUUUGUGAAUUCAUCCAAAACUGUACGCUUUCUUAUGGUAAGGUUAAGUUAGUGUUGAAAAAGAACCGUUAUUAUGUUGAAAGUGAUUUUCCAGAUGUUAUUCAGAAGUUAGUCAAAGAGCCCAGAAUUCAAGAGUGUAUGAUCAGUCCAAAUGAAGGAGUAACGAGUACAGAGAGACAGAAAACACACGAUAUCAUGUUUACCAGUCACCAGGCUCAGAUGGCAGGCAGUACAGAAGACCCUGCUCAGAAGCCUGAUGCUGAACUUGCAAAUGGAGAGCAGAAAGACAAGGAUAAGGAUACUGUACCUGAGGAUAUUACAAGUUUCUAUGAUAAGGCUGACGAGGAGGAGGAAGAAGAAGGGAAUAUUAAGACUCUUUCCUUUGAAGUUAAUCAAGAUAAGAUUGAAACCUUGCAGAAAACAUGUAUUGUUCUUGACUAUCCACUCCUGGCAGAAUAUGACUUCAAGAAUGAUACUGUAAAUGAGGAUAUCAAAAUAGAUCUCAAGCCGUCUGCUGUGUUGCGACCAUACCAAGAGAAGAGCUUAAGGAAAAUGUUUGGCAAUGGGAGAGCCAGAUCAGGAAUCAUUGUCCUGCCAUGUGGAGCUGGGAAGAGCUUGGUGGGCGUCACAGCGUGCUGCACCGUCAACAAGAAGGCCUUGGUUCUGUGCAACUCUGGCGUAUCAGUUGAACAAUGGAAGCAGCAGUUUAAGAUGUGGUCCACAGCAACAGAUGACAUGAUAUGUAGAUUUACCUCGGAUGCUAAAGACAAACCCUUCAAUGCUGGCAUCCUAGUCACAACAUAUGCUAUGAUAUCUCACAACCAAAAGAGAGCCUAUGAAGCAGAACAGACGAUGAACUGGCUGAAGGAGCAGGAAUGGGGGAUAAUGGUCCUUGAUGAAGUGCACACCAUUCCUGCCAAGAUGUUCAGGAGGGUUCUCACUAUUGUGCAGUCACACUGUAAGUUAGGAUUAACUGCUACUCUGGUGAGGGAAGAUGACAAGAUUGCCGAUCUAAACUUCCUCAUCGGCCCAAAGUUGUAUGAAGCAAACUGGUUGGAGCUGCAGAAGGAGGGCUUCAUCGCCAAGGUUCAGUGUGCCGAGGUCUGGUGUCCAAUGACCCCUGAAUUCUAUCGGGAAUACCUGAUGGGGAAAGUGUCUGACCAGAAAAUUAAAUUGCUGUGUGCCAUGAACCCAAACAAAUUUAGGACUUGUGAGUUUUUGAUCAAGUAUCAUGAGAAUCGUUGUGAUAAGGUUAUAGUAUUUAUUGAUGAGGUGUUUGCUCUGAUCCAUUAUGCCAAGACCAUGCAGAAACCAUACAUUUGUGGCAAAACUGGACAGAAGGAGCGCAUGACCAUCAUUCAGAACUUCAAACUGAAUCCCAAAGUGAACACAAUAUUCUUCAGUAGGGUUGCUGACACAUCCUUUGACAUCCCAGAGGCAAACGUCUUGAUCGAAAUCUCUUCACAAGGAGGCUCCCGUCGACAGGAAGCCCAGAGGUUAGGACGUAUUCUGAGGGCCAAGAAAGGUGCCAUAGCAGAAAACUUCAAUGCUUUCUUCUAUGCGCUGUUGUCUCAGGAUACCCGAGAAAUGGGAUACUCACGCAAGCGACAGAGUUUCCUAAUCAACCAAGGCUAUGCCUACCAGGUGAUCACUCCAGCCCAGAUGGUUGGCAUGGAUGAGGAGCAGCUGCACUAUGCCACAAAGGAGGAAAAGGUCCAUUUGUUGGAGCAGAUUUUGGCGGCCUCAGAGUCGGAUAUGUAUGAAGAGGGCGUCUUUAACGACCGGGGACCAGGCUCUCAGCGCAGGAUGGGCAACAUGGGCUCCCUGUCAGGGGCUGAUGAUUCCAUCUAUGGAGAGAAGAGAAAAGGCUCAAAGAAGGAUCAUCAGCAUUACUUAUUCAAGAAAUUCCGAUCCUGAGUGUUGCCGUGGAGUUUUUGUAAGAUGUUUGUUACUUUGUAUGUACCAUUGCAACUAGUAUUCAUGUCAGGGAGAAAAGUACUCUGGAAAAUGGAGCUGAAGUAUAAAAAUGAACUUUUGACACAAAUGUCAAGUAUUAAUAUAGGGAAUAUUUAUCUAUUUUGUAAGUAUUAUUUUGUCUACUGCAGUUCAAUUUUUCAAAGUUGUUGUAUCUUGAAACAAGUCCUAAUUGAAAUGUGGCACACAUGCUUGUUAAUAGAUCUAUGUAUGUGUACUGAGACCUGGUUGUGUGAGGUCAAGGUUUACACGGCUCACAGGAACACCGAGAGGGACAGAGAUGGAGUCAAAGACACAAUCAGAGCAGUCGUGUUUAUUUCAUGUGUGCAAGAUAUAACAUAUGUAUUUAAUUUAAUGUGCCUUUUAAAGGUCAAUGCAACAUGUCCUUUUGAAUUGAUAUAUUUUCCUUGUAGAAAGUUAAACCAUUUCAUUACAAUCACCCCCACCUCAUUAGGCCAUCUGGUGUCUUCCAUAGGGAGGGCAUAAGUAUAUUUACCUGCCCUUUAGUGACCCUUGGGAGGUCGAGGGGUUUACAGGAAGGUUACAAAUAAUUCACCCAUCAUUUAGUGACUUACAUAGUGGGUUGAGGGUGCAGAGCCUUCCCAUGGGGAGACUACAAGUAUAUUCACAUGUCUUAGUGGCCCAACAAUUAAAGGUAAAUUUUCCAAUGAGGUGUUGCCUCAACCUUUAAAAAGCACAUUGAAUCGACUAAGCAGAUUGUAAAUCUUGCUCACAUGUGUUAUAAGAUACACUUAACUGCUUUGAUUCAGUGCCUUUGACUCCAAGUUAGUUAUUUGUGUUCUUACAAACCCAGUUUUACAUAGUUUGUGUGCUGUGGUUUGCAGUGAGAAGUAUCAUACCUUUGCAAAGCUGUGCACACCCUGAGUGUCAAAUGUGCUUUCACCACAUUGCAGGAUUACACAUGCCAUGCAGCCCAGCGAUGUGCCACCUUGUUUUAUUAACAUGCUCAGAAUUAUUAUUUUGUGCUAUUUCCUUUCCCAUAUUCAGUAAUAUAGAAGUCCUUUGAUCUAAUUAGCAGCAGGUCCUUCCAGAAUGCACAUUUAAUUGUUUUUGUAUCUUAACAAUUUCCUGGACUCAAAAUUCAGACAUUUGUAAAUAUUUUCGUCUUAUAAUUUCCGGCCUUUUCAAAUUUGGAGUAUUAGGACGUUUGGAUUAUUGGACUUCUGGACUUAUGUGCAUGAGCAUGAAAAUCCAAGAUGAUAGUUGUGAAUGUCUUAAUAUCUCAUCUGUGUCAUUCCUAAACUAAAGUGUAUUGGUUUCCACAUAGACUUAUUGAUGCACAUUCCUGUUUCAACAUUAGUGAUCCUUAACCAAGGCUAAAAACAACUAAAAAGAAAAGGCUUAAAAAAAGACUAAAAGGUUCGGCUCAAAUAACUUGUAAUUUUUCAACUGAAGAAGCGAAAGUCUCCUUUAGAUGAAAAUUACUGUUGUUGCUUGAAGGAAUUUAAAAGUAUGUUUUGAAUGCUGUAGUUUAUUCUGUUAAACUAAUCAAAACGUUUGCUAGUUUAUUGUGUUAUAUUUAGCACUUCAUGGUCUGUGUUACUUAGCCCCACUUUAUUUCCCUAGUUCAUUGUUAUAUCUAGCACUACAUGGUCUGUGUUACUUAGCCCCACUUUAUUUCCCUAGUUCAUUGUGUUAUAUCUAGCACUACAUGGUCUGUGUUACUGAGCCCCACUUUCUCAGAUGCUUUCGGCUCUCACAACAAAUAUUUCUAAAGGCCACAAAGGAGAUCAUUCGGGUUCUCGUGCGCAUUUUCACAUUCAUGGUCCAGAAGCUUUGCCAGACUACCAGUAAGCUCACCAAACUACCCAUAGAAAUACCCAAAACAACCUUAUCGAAAGCCCUGUCAAAUGUGAGUGUGUAUGCCCCUAAAUGUUUGAGAAUGUGGGCCCUAGUGCUAAGAUAUUUUUUAUUUAACUCAUCAUCAUGCAUUGCCAACAAUACAAGAGCAUCAGAGCUUUAAAAAGAAUGAAGAAGUGUACAUAAUUCGCUCUAAUGUCCGUGAUAUUUUCAGUCAUUUUAGCCGUAAAUAAUACUAAAGGAAUAUGACUUUUUAAUGUUAAUUGUUUUAGUAAGUGAAUGCUGUAAAACAAAUAUAGAAUGAGGAUUACACAUUUUAUUGGUCAUGUGAGAAAAUAUCUGAGCAUUUGGUUAUAUGUGGCUCAUGUUAACACCUUUAUUACUGAGGGUUUUGUAAAUAAAUGUAAAAAUUGC
Molecule: messenger RNA, 4789 nt
Organism: Eriocheir sinensis (Chinese mitten crab)
Lineage: Eukaryota; Metazoa; Arthropoda; Malacostraca; Decapoda; Varunidae
Gene: hay
Product: general transcription and DNA repair factor IIH helicase subunit XPB-like
Exons: 3
Coding region: 137-2497 (786 amino acids)
Biological process (GO): nucleotide-excision repair; transcription initiation at RNA polymerase II promoter
Cellular component (GO): nucleotide-excision repair factor 3 complex; transcription preinitiation complex; transcription factor TFIIH holo complex
Molecular function (GO): DNA binding; 3'-5' DNA helicase activity; ATP binding
Source: RefSeq, a predicted model, not a curated record